AAAUAGAAAAAAAGGAUUUCAUUGUUGCAUGAAGAGAAAGUGAAAAACUCGAAUACAGUGUCCAAAACCAGUGGAGGCUUGGCGAGUUGGCGCGGUGCAACAGUCUUUUAUUCAUCCCCUUUUCCAACAGACACACAUAUUCAAGAUUCAAGAACAUAAAUUGAGAAAUAUUGAAGGGUGCAGCUAUGGAAGGGUGCAAGAAAAGGGUGUGUUUAUGGUGGAAAACGUCAUCAUCUUCAACAAGGCUGAUGGGGUUUGUGGUGCCAUUAAUUGUGGCGUCGCUGCUGGUGGUUUUUGGCUGUUCUAGGUCCUCCGGUGGGCUGUUUUCCUCGGACUAUUAUUCUUCUGCGUGGAGUUCUAUAACUAGCGGCGGUGGCAGCGAUUCUGUAGCGCCAACAGUGGACGCUGGAGAGCGUUGGGAAUUGCGGCCAAUGGCGGGUGGCGUUGGGGAAAGAGAGGAAGCGCAUUCAGGUGACUAUGUUCUAAACCAGUCUGUUACGCCGUCGCUGGCCGUUGAAGAGAGAGAAAUAACUGCUCAAGAACAAUCUCUAGAGAAGGGAGAGAGUUCAAAAACUUCGAUUAAUGGAUCCCAUGUCUUACCAUUUUCAAACGAAACUGGUACUCAGCCAUUAAAUUCAAGAAUAAUUAAAAAACAUAGCAAUAUGGAAAGGCUUGAGGCCAAACUUCAGCAAGCUCGAACAGCAAUUAGAGAUUCACAAAUGGGAAAUCGAAGUCAAGAUCCAGACUACAUUCCAGACGGUCCAGUAUACUUGAAUCCUAAAGCCUUUCACAGGAGUUACUUGGAAAUGGAAAAGCGCUUCAAGAUUUUCGUGUACGAAGAAGGCGAGCACCCGGUUUUUCACAAUGGUCCGUGUGGAAGCAUAUACUCUACGGAGGGAGGUUUUAUUUAUCGCUUGGAGAUUUCCAAGUUUAGGACGAGGGAUCCUGAAAACGCGCACAUUUACUUCCUUCCAUUCAGCGUAGCAUCCAUAGUUCACUUUAUUUAUGAUAGAGGUGCUCCCGAUAAAUGGCGUCCGAUGAAACAAACUGUCAGUGACUACAUUCAUCUUGUCGCCGGAAAAUAUCCCUAUUGGAAUCGUAGCCUUGGAGCUGAUCAUUUCAUGCUUGCUUGCCACGAUUGGGGGCCAGAGCUUUCUAAGUCCGUUCCAGAACUGUAUAGCAACUCAGUUCGAGCUUUAUGCAAUGCAAAUACUUCAGAAGGAUUCGACCCCUCAAAAGAUGUGUCGAUUCCAGAGAUUAAUUUACCUGGUGGUAGAAUGAAUGGCUUGAUUGGCGGUCCAUCCCCAUCAAGACGAACAAUUUUGGUUUUCUUUGCUGGAGGACUUCAUGGACCUAUUAGGCCAAUUCUUCUCGAACACUGGGAACACAAAGAUGACGAAGAUGUUCAGAUUCAUAGGUACCUACCAAAGAGUGUAUCAUACUCGGAAAUGAUGAGAAAAAGCAAGUACUGUAUUUGUCCUAGUGGUUAUGAAGUAGCCAGCCCAAGAAUGGUCGAGGCGCUAUAUACUGGUUGCGUUCCCGUGAUUAUAAAAGAUCACUAUGUUGCUCCAUUUAGUGACAUCUUGAACUGGAAAUCGUUUGUUGUUGAAAUUCCCGUGGAGGAGAUUCCGAACCUAAAGAAAAUUCUGACUGGAAUUUCGAAGAGACAGUAUAUAAGAAUGCAAAGACGAGGAAUACAAGUGAGGCGGCAUUUUGAGGUUAAUUCACCUCCCAGGCGAUACGAUGUUUUCCACAUGAUACUUCAUUCCAUCUGGCUUAGAAGGCUCAAUGUUCGAUUGCAUGGUGUCAAUGAUUUUUGAACGGUUGAUGGCUCGGCUUUACUCUCGACAUGCUUGGGGGAGGAAAUGAAGAUCAGGUUAGCCAUGUACAAGUAUAAACAGUAGUUAACUUAAGAAAAUUGUACAUUUUUUUAUGGAUCAAUACGUGACAAACUUUAUUUUUUCUUGUAACUGUUGUGACCUUCAAUUCAAUAAAAAGGUUGAUGAGGAUAUCACUUUUUAUUUAUUUUUA
Molecule: messenger RNA, 2031 nt
Organism: Olea europaea var. sylvestris
Lineage: Eukaryota; Viridiplantae; Streptophyta; Magnoliopsida; Lamiales; Oleaceae
Product: probable glycosyltransferase At5g03795
Exons: 4
Coding region: 186-1820 (544 amino acids)
Molecular function (GO): glycosyltransferase activity
Source: RefSeq, a predicted model, not a curated record